AUGGUGCUUCGAUAUUAUGAUGAUGUUGCCGACUCGGUUGCGCCGUGUUCUCAUAGGAAUGAUUACCUCAAUUUGGACGAGGGCCAUACUGAGACUAAAAAGUCUGUAGGUCUGGUUGGCAAACAUUCGAAGCAAACAGAGAAGACCGGACGCACGCAUGACCAGCCUCGAAUACAGCAUGGAACAAGGAGGAAGGAGAAAAGGCAGUCUAUCUUCAGUACACGAGCACUUGAAUAUCGCACCAGCAAGGACGUCAAACCCAGACCACUAGCCCCCAAGAAUCAAGUGAAGUUUCUAGAUAAUCAGAAGAAUGACUGUUCUGAGCGACGGAUACGAAGACCGAUAUCUCCGGGGCAAACAAGCUCUCGGCGUGCGUCCUUACCAAACAACUUGCUUUCUUCAGAAGAGGCGAGUUUUUCGGUAUCAAAUUAUUCACUUGACUUCGGAUUCACACUACGUAUUUUCGACAGUGGUUCAACAGUUGCUCAACUAUGCUCUGAUGCAGAUCACACACCACAGCAAGGGAAAAAGGAAGCGAAGCAGAAGAUCCCUCCUUCAGGGCCUCAAGGUUCGGGAAAGUCAACAAAGAGACCUGCCGAGAGCAGCAGCGUACCUCACAAGAAGAGCCGCCGGGCAAAAAGCCACAAUGAUCUUGAGGAACCGGAUGGCGACGAUGGCAGCGGUGAUGAGAAGAAAGAAGAGACCUUUGCGUGUCCGUUCUACAGAAAGGACCCAGUGCGUUUUCUUGAGUGCAUGAAUAUCAGACUGGUCUCUAUACCAAUCGUGAAACAGCAUCUGAAAAGACGGCAUACCGCAAAUCCGGAUCCAGAUGGCUCGGGAUGCCAGGAGGAUCUUACAUUUUCAACAAUAUCAGAGGACCAUAACACGGAAGUAAGUUGUGCACAAGGGAGCGCAGACGACCUCAACAUCAUUCCUCCUAAGAUUCUGGACGCUCUGAAGCGUCGGUCCAAUAGACGCAUGUCACCCACGGAUCAGUGGCAUGAGAUUUGGGUAAUUUUAUUCGGGGAGUCGGAUGUUACACCGAAGCCUCUUUUGGAAGGUGUAGUGAAGGAGAUGACGAGCAUAAUUCGUGAUAUCUGGAGUAAAGAUGGUGGCCAGAUUGUGUCGAAACAUGUCCAGGCACGAGGUAUGCCCGCUUGUCCAGAUCAACUGUUAUCAUUGCUGCCGGACCUUCUCGACUCUGUCGAGGACCGAUUCGGAAAUGAACAGGCUAGGGAGACCUUGAGCCGACAGAUUGCUGAUACUCAAGACUCCGCGAUGAAAAUGACGACAAGGGAAAUAUGCAUUUGUCACCAGGACUCUGGAAACCCUUUCCAAACUUCCUAUUAUAUACCCGAGAUGUCUAGAUACACUCCUAUCUCGCCUUCAGCCUCUUUCACGAGAGAUUCUUCAACGCCACUAUUUGGUGUUGAAACUUUUGAUGAUCCUUUCCAAACCCCCUAUCAUAUGCCUAAUUUAUCUAACUACACCCCUAUCUCAACUUCAGCUUCUCUCAUCAGAGAUUCCUUAGCACCAUUAUAUGGUGCUGGGAAUUCUGAUGAUCUCCGGUUAGUUGGGGGAGUCUUCGACUCACAAGCUGUACCAUUAGCAUACCCCCUCACUGACUUUCCAUCAUACCUAGAACCCGUCAACGGGAGAGGCAUGUGGAAUUCAGUCAGUGAUCCAGGGGGUGUAAUUGGACGACUUGCUGCAGCCAAGGUGGAAAUGAUUGAACCGCAACAGAAUGGCUUGGAACUCCAGAACAACUACCGUGAUAAUCAUGCAGGGGAUUCGGAACCCGGGUUUGGGCCCUCUUCUAUAUACAGAUGA
Molecule: messenger RNA, 1830 nt
Organism: Fusarium proliferatum ET1
Lineage: Eukaryota; Fungi; Ascomycota; Sordariomycetes; Hypocreales; Nectriaceae
Exons: 2
Coding region: 1-1830 (609 amino acids)
Source: RefSeq, a predicted model, not a curated record